Messenger RNA from Naumovozyma dairenensis CBS 421, 1041 nucleotides. RefSeq names its product opsin family protein. NCBI's taxonomy places the organism in Eukaryota, Fungi, Ascomycota, Saccharomycetes, Saccharomycetales, Saccharomycetaceae. The record is from RefSeq and is a predicted model, not a curated record. The coding region runs from base 1 to 1041 and encodes 346 amino acids. The transcript has a single exon. Gene Ontology annotation, cellular component: plasma membrane; endoplasmic reticulum.
AUGUCAGAAUCAUUCAUUGAUGUAUCAAAGAGUGGUAAUGAAGCCAUUCAAUUAAACCUACCGACUGGUUUAGAUUUCCAUAUAACUAAGCAAGGUUCCGAUUGGUUAUGGGCCGUUUUUUCAAUUUUCGGUUGUUUCUUACUUUGUUAUUUAGUAUUUUUCUUCUAUGCUGAAAUUAAAGGUUCCAAAUUAACAAGAUAUGCUGUUGCACCAGCUUUAUUAAUUUCAUUUUUCCAAUUCUUUGCAUAUUUCACAUAUGCUUCUGAUUUGGGUUGGACUGGUAUUGAAGCUGAAUUUAAUCAUAUUACAGUGAAAACUUCAAUAACGGGUGAACAUCCAGGUGUUAGACAAAUUUUCUAUUCGAAAUAUUGUGCAUGGUUUUUAUCUUAUCCAUGUUUACUUUUCUUAUUAGAAUUAUCAGGGUUAUCAAGUUCUGAUGAAGAUGUUUCUGCCUUGGAUACUAUUCAUUCUUUAUUGAUGCAAAUGAUUGCCACUGAAUUUUGGGUUGUUUCAUUAUUAGUUGGUGCUUUAAUUAAAUCUACAUAUAAGUGGGGUUAUUGGACUUUUGGUGCUGUUGCCAUGUUAUUGGUUCAAGGUGUCAUUAUUAAACGUCAAUUUUUCACUUUAAAUGUUAAAGCCAUUGAAUUUAAGAGUUUGAUGUUGAUGACUUCGAUGUUAAUUGUUUGGUUAUAUUUCAUUUGUUGGGGUAUCUCUGAAGGUGGUAAUGUCAUUCAACCAGAUGGUGAAUCUGUCUUUUACGGUGUCUUAGAUCUUUGUAUGUUUGCUGUUUAUCCAGCUUUCUUAGUCUUUACAAUUGCUAAGGAUGGUAAACUUCCAAAUAUUACUGUAAAUAAUCCAUUACCAGGUAUUCAUAAGCAUCAUGAAAAUGAAAAUGAUCUACAAGAACAAGAAACUGACAGUGAAGAUGAAGAAGGUGUUCAUCAUGAAAAGGAAGUAAGUCCUGAUUCUCCAAGAGCUUCAGGUGCAACUGCUUUCCAACCAGAAGAAGAUGAAGCUGCUAAUGUUGAAACGUCAACCUAG